Messenger RNA from Cydia amplana, 1491 nucleotides. RefSeq names its product asparaginyl-tRNA synthetase (gene AsnRS-m). The transcript has 3 exons. Gene Ontology annotation, biological process: asparaginyl-tRNA aminoacylation. Gene Ontology annotation, cellular component: mitochondrion. The record is from RefSeq and is a predicted model, not a curated record. Bases 51 to 1442 code for a protein of 463 amino acids. Gene Ontology annotation, molecular function: nucleic acid binding; ATP binding; asparagine-tRNA ligase activity. NCBI's taxonomy places the organism in Eukaryota, Metazoa, Arthropoda, Insecta, Lepidoptera, Tortricidae.
UUCAGGGUUCUCUAAUAAACUCUAAUUUGUUAUGAAAAUUAUAACACAAAAUGUGGUUUAAAAACCUACUGAAAUUCAGAGACUUCUCUAAAAUCUCAAACAGUUCUAGAAACUACACUGCAAUUGCCUCCGUUUUAGAAAAAGCCAAUGUUGGAGAACUUGCCGAAGUCAAGGGAUGGGUGAAGAACCUCCGAGUGCAAAAAGAGUUAAUAUUUGCCGACGUAACCGAUGGCUCCAGUGCUAAAAGACUUCAAAUCGUGAUACCAAAGAAAUUAAAAACAGACUCGUUAACGUACGGUAGCUCGGUGCACAUUACUGGCAAGCUGUCCUGCAGCCCGCGGGGGCAGCUCGAGCUCGCCGCCGACAGUGUUAAGGUCCUUGGGGAGUGUGUAGUGGCCGAUGGCUACCCCUUCAACCCGCGCACUACCCAUCCUCCUGAAUACAUCCGGCAAUUCAUGCACCUUCGAGCGCGCACCAACUACAUAUCCUCGAUCUUACGAGUCCGAAACUCUGUUACCAGGCACAUACAUGACUUCUACACAUCUAAAGACUACAUGCAUGUACAUACACCCAUGUUAACUUCAAAUGACUGUGAAGGGGCCGGUGAAGUGUUCAAGGUUCAGCCGGAUAAUGAGGAGACGGUCAAAGCCAUGAUGCAGGAAGGUAGAGAUAGGGACACUGUUUAUUUUGGCACUAAGACAUUCUUGACUGUAUCAGGACAGUUGCAUUUAGAAGCAAUAUGCCGAGGCAUGGGCAAUGUAUAUACACUUGGGCCGACUUUUAGAGCAGAGAACUCCCGUUCCCGGCUGCAUUUAUCAGAAUUCUACAUGUUAGAGGGAGAGAUAGCAUUCUGUGAUAAUAUUAAAGAUCUCCAAUCACAUGUGGAAGAGUUACUGAAAUAUGUAUUUAGGAAGACAAGAGAUACUAAUGAAGCAGAUUUGUAUUCUAUAGAUAAGGACAAUAAAGCUCCUUCAUGGUUAGAUAAAGAGUUUAUCACAGUAACUUACGAUGAGGCAAAAAUAUUGCUAGAGAAGAAAGGAAUGAGUGUAACUGAGGAAGGUAUAAAUAAGGAGCAAGAGUUGGCAUUGGUAGAGUAUUGCAAUGGUGUACCCGUGUUUGUGGUAAAAUGGCCAAAGGAUUUAAAAUCAUUCUACAUGAAGGAGUGUGAAGAUGAUCCAAACAAGGUAGAUGCUUUGGAUCUCCUAACAUCAAUAACAGGUGAGCUGGUGGGCGGGAGUCUCAGAGAGGAUAAUUAUGACAAACUAAAAUCCAAGCUGCCAUCCGACAGUCUGGGCUGGUACUUGGAACUGCGUAAAUUCGGCAACAUCCCCACCGGGGGCUUCGGUCUGGGCCUGGAGAGACUACUACAGAGUUUGUGUGGCGUGGCCAAUAUCAAGGAUACCCUACCCUUCCCUAGGUGGCCACAUAAUUGUAGCUUGUAAAUUUUGUUAAGUAUAAUUUAUUUCUUGUUAAUAAAUGUAAUCAAUUGAC